Molecule: messenger RNA, 957 nt
Organism: Symbiodinium sp. CCMP2592
Lineage: Eukaryota; Dinophyceae; Suessiales; Symbiodiniaceae
Source: the annotation of a GenBank genome assembly
AUGAGACUGCUGGUACUCGUGUGCGCGUUCGCCUGCAACGUCGCAGUGCUUCUGCCUUUUGGGCUCUCCGUGCUACGGGCCAGACUCAGAGGAGGUCAGCAUCGGCGCUUCGCACCCGUCGAUCCUCACAGCAUCGAAGAGGCGAGGCCGAGUCCGCGUCCGGUCAUUCCGCCCUCGUCGAAGCGGCAACGGCCGCCUGAGAAGCCAACAGCGUCUCCUGUGUUGAAGGCCUUCGAUGGCUCUUUGAUCAACAAAUCAGACUAUCUGAGACACUUGGGCCAACUCAGCCGACAAAACAAAGUAAUCUUCGUGCAUGUGCCGAAGACUGGUGGAAGCACGAUCGAGGACUCCCGUCUAUUCGCAGAUGCCAAUAAAUUUCACAACACCAAGGGCCACAGCGAGGCUGUCGUGCUGAGAGAACUCGCGCCCAACUUUCGGAGCUUCACCAUGGUGCGACACCCGUGCGAGCGGUUCGUGUCUGCGUGGACAUACGUUCACACGACAGAUGCACCGGAGCCAGAGCGGCAAUGGUACCGGGAGCACUUCGGGCGCGGCAAACUUCCCACCUACGCGGCCUCCAAUUUUUUCGGCAGUGACACCUUCUUCUCCUUUUUGCAUUUCAUGCCUCAGCACAAGUUUGUCUUCUUUCCCAACAAGACGUUUGGAGUGGAUCUUCUUCUGUGUCAAGACAACUGGACGAGAAGUGUCGAGAGACUGCGCGAGUACUUGAAGCCCGUGAGGGUUCCUGCAGAAAUCGAAAGGAAGCGCACGCUCCACACGACACAUUCUAAAUGCUCGGAACUGCCAAACAAGACACGUCAGAGAAUCGAGAAGGCCUAUGCGCUGGACAUGUGCAUCUUUUAUCCAACUGGUGCUCCAACGGCCUGCGAUGGUUUGUCUGUGCAGGAGCUUACUGUCCGCUACAGGAACUGCACGUUGCACGGUCCGACAAACUGA